CUCGCGCGAGCAGAGUUUCCCGUCCCGUGUCAGGAUAACAUCGUUAACAGAGACCACCUGACGGUAAGGCAAUACAGAUGGACGCAGUGGAGAAAACUCUCACUUACAGAGAUGACACCGUGCUGUACGGAAAGCGGCUCCCAACGGACCAGGACAAGUACCCCCCAAAGACCCAACCGGACGAGCCCAAUUAUGUGGAUUUGGUUGACAUGAAAUUGGAUGGCACAAAACCCGUUAAAGGGACUUUUCCCGGGGAAGCCGAUCAGCGUGACUUUAUCCAACGAGAUAUAAGCGCAUUGGCACCGAAUGAUUUCCCCGGCAAGGGUGUCUGUGAUUGCAAAGUGAAUGCAGAGGAUUUCCCGGGAGAAUAUUUCCAGGACAGGUGGUUCGACAUGACGGUCACCGAUGAGGUCGCCGAGGAAGUGCGGUUACUUGGGGGGAACGGUCCGGACACCAACACGGAGCCGGGGGGGACCGCGCUGCUCCGAAAUGAACACGACCCGCGCGCUGGCAGCGAAAGUAUUUGUAGCAGAAGUGAUGACAUGGAAUACACGGACAUGUACUUGAACAGCAAAACGGAGUCGGACCACGACGACGAGAGCGAGGGGCUGUCGGAGCCCCACGAGCCCGAGCAGGUGGAGGACGAGUCCCACUACAUCACCACGCACGAGAUCCAGCUCACCGAGCUAGACCACGACGUGGACUACGACCACCACGGACGAGGGGACUGCGAGGACGACAACCUGGUGUACACGUUCGUGGACUACGCUCUGUUCGAGAGCGACGAGACCCAGGGAGACAGCGGCUGCAUGGGGAUAAAAAACAAGACGAUGCUGAACAUUACGCACGAGUACAAAGGAGCCGCGGCGGACGUGGGGCGGGAGAGCGACUCGGACAACAGCUCGGACGAGAGCGUGUUUAAAAACGAGUGCGUGAACACGCAUCAGGAAAGGUUGAUUCACUUGUCGAUCAAACCCGCGGCCAGGACCACGGAGGACAGCUCGGACAACUUCUCAGCCAAUGGGAACGCGUGCGGGCACGUCCAGCCGGCGCCGUACCGAGGCCGCUUUCUGACAAACAUUAACCCGCGAGGGUGUGAUUUUAUCCCCGCUCCGGGACGACAGCAUCUCGCCACCAAACUGCGGUGGAAAGAUGUCAACUCCAGCGGCGCGUCGAGUUCCAUCAGCGAGCUGGACGACGCCGACAAGGAGGUGCGUAAUUUAACGUCCAAGACGUUCCGCAGCCUGGCCUGUCCUUAUUUUGAUGCUAUCAAUAUGAGCACUUCCAGUGAGUCCUCAAUGUCGGAAUACGGGCUAGGGCUCAACAAGUGGUCUGCUUUUGUCAACUUAAACCACGGUAAUAUCUCACAGCAAACCGAACGCGGGGUCUUUGCGCGCAAGAGUUCCAGCGCCACGAUCGCCCUGAACAACGCCGCUGACAGUAAGACUAAAGAGAGCAACCCGAAGACUCCCCAAACCAAGUUUGACGCGGCUAAAAAAUACGAAGCGCGUUCUAAACAACCUUCUUCGUCCUCCAACAUAACACAAGCAGAACAACCCCAGAGGGGUGACGUUUUCACGUUAACGGAAACGAUUAACUUCCAGGUCGAAGCGGAGUUACCAGAAAGUACGAGACAGUCCAAAUGUUCUAAAGGUGUGCACGGGUCGUCUCGCACCAAAGAGGGCGUGGCGAAGGGAAACACUCAAAAGCGGGCAACGUUUGCUUCGAGUCACUUGAAAAAUGUUAUUUCCAAAAAAAUGCAAUUUGAAAGUGAUCACCAACUAGAAAGGGGCGACUUCGCCUCACGUUCUCCGUGCUCACAAUGCAGAGAACAGGAACACAGUCAGGGGAGAGGGCUGCACAGGCAGUCCUCAGAGUCAGGCUCAGAGUUCACCGUCAACUCUCUCGACGAAAUUGGUUAUGAAGGCAUGAGGCCUCACUCCUGCGAGACCAGAGAAGACGAGAAAAAAACACAUUUCCCAGAGAGGGGGGGCAUUGAGAACCUUGAUCUGUUAGAAACCCACAAAGCUGGGCUCAACCACAGCCAGUGUAGCGCCUUCACGUUACUAAGAGGGGAGGUGGAGGCUCAAAAGGCACCUCAGGGUGCCCAUGACACCGCCCCCGCCACAGCACCUACAGAGAAGGAAGCCCCCGAUGGCAGCGGUGUUGGAAACAAACUGUCCCACCUUUUUGUUCCGAGCUCCCUUCUUCUUUCAAAGGAGAAAGACUCAGAGGAGCGGGACCCCCCAGGGGCCGCAGCGCAGAGCGGCCGAGAGCCCGUUGUGUACCGAAAAGAAGAGGACGAGAGGGUCGCCAAACCGCCCGAGAUAAAGAUACGCUUGAGGGCCGCAAAAGAAAACAAAGGUCACAUGCUCAAUAUUGCUAACCUCCUAACCCCUGAAAUAAGCAACACGGUGAAAACACUGAAGACGGCUGGGUACUCUAGGCUUCAGGUGCUCUCCGCCCCGGACCGCAUGCCUCACUUCACCGUCCGCGACGUCAGGGAGAACAAGUGUAAGUUUCAGGCCCCCAUCUAUCACGUCAGAGACGUGCGCAAGUUGGUGAAAAGUUCCUAUGGAUUUGUUGCCGCCGAUAACGCCGAUAACAGAUGUCCUGCCGCCGCGCCGGCAGCGGCAGCAGAGGGGUCCGACGACACGGGCAAAAGAAACUCAAUCAAACACGUGUCCCCCUCUCCGAUCUUCAUCAAAUGCAACUCGGUGAAAACAAACAGUGACGGCAAACCGGAUCCGGCGACGGCGGAGCCAUCGCCGGCCAAACCGCCGGAGGCCAGCCGGUUCUCCCCCAGAGGGGAGGGUUCCUCCUCACACUGGGCCGCCUACAAGGGGACCCCCGCCGCGGCCAAGCCUCCUCACCUCGACCCGCCGAGACAGGACCGACAGACGGGGGACGGCGGGGAGAGGAAGAACGACCCCAAGGUGCCCAACCAGGCGGCGCUGGAGAAGCUGCAGGCGGCGGUGAAGACCAUGGAGCAGCUCUACGUGUUCGACCGCAACGAGUGGAAGCGCAAGGGCCACGCCCCGCAGCCCGUCAGCAACAGCCACGUCCUGUCCCUCAUCGCCAGCGAGGAGCACGGCGCCGAGGAGGUCGCCGCGGCAACCGGGGGUCGGCGGCCGGGGGAGCCCGACGCGGUCGCGGGCGGCCGGGCGAACCCGUCGAUGAUCAAAGCGGGAAGAGAGAAAGAGAGCAAGGGCAUCGUUUACGUCCCCGUGAACAGAGAUCCCGCCGGGGCGCAACCGCAGCUGAGCAAGACCUACUGUAAGAAGAGCGUGCUCCAUUUGGACCCCGGCAAGAGGCAGAGUCAGGACCUCCCCCCGGGUGCUCUGUCCCAGGCCUCCUGCACCCUCAAAAGCGCCAAGACGCAGGGGGCUCCGCCGUUAGUAAAGAUAGCGGUUCCUAAAGACCGGAGGCAGGUAGAGCUGGUGAGGGCUGCCGACAGCGGUGCCACGGUGACGCCGUCCAACGUAGACCCCGGGAACUACCUGACCAUACCCAGGCAGGGGUACACCAGCGAGAUCAAACUGCUGCCCCCACCGCCCAACGCCGCGGGCGAUUCCCCUGCCGCCCAGCCCCAGACGGGGGGUUCACCCAGCUCCCCGCUGGCCCUGCAGACCACCCAGCCCCACCACGGGGAGUGUUCCUCCGCGUCCAUCUUCCACCACCACCACCACCGUCACCACUCCCCGGCACCGCCAGCCCCAGGGCCGCCUCGGCCCCAUCUGCCUCGCCUCUCUCCCUCCGCCUCCCCCCCGUCCCCCUCCCCCGGCGGCGGCGGCGGCGAGCAGCCCCCCGCCCCGCAGACCCAGCGCAAGAUGCUGCUGGACCUGACCACGGGCUUCUACUACCUGGUGGACACGCCCCUGCAGCCCGCCACCAAGCGGCUGUUCGACCCGGAGACGGGCCGCUACGUGGACGUGCCCAUGUCCCACACCCCCGUCACACCCAUCCCCCUGUCACCGCUGACGCUCAGCCCCGGGGUCUACACCCCCACCUACAUGAUGUACCCGGGGCCCGUCCCCCCCUCGCCCGUCCACGCCGACACCCCCGGCCUCCCGGAGGCGGGCCACGCCGGCGGCCCGUCGAUCCCGCCCACGCCGUCCUCGUCAUCGCCGUCCCGCCUGAAGCCCGGCCGGCAGCAGGAAGCGGGGGGAUCUGAGAGUCCGUAUUACAGCGCCACCGGGGAGGCCACAGGCGAGCGCGUGCCCCCCCCCGCGCACGUUAACGUGCCCAACCCCAGUCGCACGCACCUGCCCACGCUUCGACUUCCCGGGCCGGCGUCGGCGACGGCGGGACGUGGCGGCGGCCGGGGCGGCGCCCAGAGGAAGCCAGUUAUCAGCAUCACAGGUCAACAACAACAACAGGGCCCCAGAAUCAUCGCCCCGCCCUCCUUCGACGGGACCACCAUGAGCUUCGUGGUGGAGCACCGGUGAGGCUGCCAGGGAGCACAUUUUCGGACGUCUCCUCUGAAAAAAAGAAAAGACUAUUCAUUUGGCGUCCAUUCAACCAACCGCCAAUCAGAACGCCAACCUCCAAGUCAUGUUAUCAGACCGCCCCCCCCCUCCCCCUCUCAUCAACCAUACCGCCUCUUCAACCUCUAACGUCCCCAUGCUCUGUGUCCCCCCCCACUGCAUUCUGUAGGGUAAGGUUAUAAUAGGCCACCCCCUCUCUGUGUGUCCUGCUAUAUAGAAGCUGCUUGGUCGAGUUUUCUACUCAGCUGUUCGUCUCUCACCUAGCCGUACAAACACACACACACACACGCACACACACACACACACACACACACACACACACACACACACACACACACACACACACACACACACACACACACACACACACACACACACACACACACACACACACACACACACACACACAGACACUGUUGGGUCACCGUGCGAUGUCAGUUCAAAAGGAAACAAAGGGACCACUUGUCUGCAUUGCACAAUUAUUUUGUAUUUUGUACAUUUCAAGAACAGAAAGAUGAGCGUGCCGAACCGACGUCGCUGUGUGUCCUGUAUUAAACCGGCGUGACGUCCUUCCUCCAAUUACCUUUAUGUUGGCCAUCAAGGGCCGAAGCACGUUCCUACUUUCUACUUGAAGUACACGCACACCCCUUGGUAUUCUGUGUCAUGAAAAAAAGCUGCUAAUACCUGCACCACUGGACGUGAUGAACAUGUGAUGUCGGACGCACCGUCCCCCUGACGCCCACAACUGUUAUUGUUGUUAUGGCGAUGAGAGAAGAAGAAGAAGAAGACAGCGAAGGAUCGCACUCAGGCGUGUUGCCGUGGCCACACAGAGCUGGGACUCUUGCUGAGAGACGUUCUCAUAUGCGUGUAUGUAUCUAUAUAGAUCUAUAUGUAUCUAUAUAUGUAUAUCAGUAAGGCUCAACGUGUUUUGAGCCGGCCUGCGGUAAAGACAUGGAGGGUGACGGCCUCCUCUAUUGGCGUGCUGCAGUGCUUGAUCCCGUGCCCACGGGGGGGCACUGGGACGGAGCGGCCGCGAGGUGUGCCGUCUGUGUGAAUGUGUGAAGGUGUUUGUCGUUGGAAGAGUUAUGCAUGGCAUUCUGGCACGUACACAUGCAAACACACAGGGGAGUCGCGUUACCCCGCUGGAGAAAGGAGCCACGCAGUAUCAAACGCAAGGAGAGAUGGGUGUAUCAGGGUGUGUGUGUGUCUGUGUGUGUGUGUGUGUGUGUGUGUGUGUGUGUGUGUGUGUGUGUGUGUGUGUGUGUGUGUGCGUGUGUGUGUGUGUGUGCGUGUGUGUGUGUGUGUGUCUCUCUAAAUGUACAAUGUGUGAACAUGCGUUAGGUCAUUGAACCUUUUAAUCUUUGCGAUCUAUCCAUUGACAAUCGUAUUGUCUGUAGGUUUCAAGCAAGUCGAAGCACGCUAAAAAUUAUCAACUGUUAUCAAUUCUGAUGCCGUUUUGUAAAUAAACGACUUGUGUAGAAGCAUAUUAUGUCAGUGAUUUGACUUGUUUCCUUUUAAAGUGAUUACUCGCAAUAGUGCAAUAACAGAUCCCUGUGUCGUUUAUAGUUUGAUUCUGUUUUAUUGAUUAACUAUCAGUCCGUUAUGUUCAUUCAGAUUGCUCUAAGGUUAGCGUGCUUAACAUAAACCAUGAUAGGUAUUUGGAUCUGCUGGUCAAUCCAUCUACCUUAAUUCUUCAAAUUGUUAUUUUGCCAUAACGUACUCGCAGAGAUGAUAUUAAAUAUUUGUUAUGGUGCAGUUAUUCGGACAUGGCCAGUCCUAUAUUUGACUCCUCGAUCCAUAAUAUAUAUCAAUAAAUUGUAAUUUAAAAUUGGACGUAUGAUUAUAUUCCUUGACUAAUACAAUAAUUUAAAUUUACGUCCAUAUUAAACUGUACUCGUCCCAUUGCCAUUGAAGAGCAGUGCAAAUUAUUUUGUGUAUUUAAAACAUGAGAGAAAAAAUGAUGAUAGUAAAACAAAAGAAUGACUAAAGCAUCCUCAGACGUGAAAUCUGAACCCAAAAAAGAUUAGUGUAGAGUCAAAAUAUACACUAGUAUAUCUCAUAUUAUACUAGUUUCAUUUAAUUAUUUAUUAUAUGUAAUUCCAUUGUGCAAACCUCACUUUAAGCUGCAUAGUGAAUGUCUUUCCUUUAAGAUGAAAAAAGGAUCCUAAAUGUAUUAUUUUUGUUUCUUUAUAGACACUUUAUAGACAGAUGUAAAUUAUAUUUACAUCUAGUAUUUUGUCACCAGCAAAUACAAACUAAUUAAAAAUAAUCACAGCAAAAACAUAGCAGUAUCACAUUAUGGACCUUUGUUGUUCAGCUGAGACCGAAAUAUUCAUACCGUAUUACUUUCCCACAAAACAUGCCAAACACUGGUAUAUUCUUUGAACCUAUGUUCUUUUGACCAUACUCAAGAGGACAAUAUCAAAACCAAAAAAUUAAAAAGAUCUGCUUGUUUUUGAUACAAUUUGAAAAGAAAACUGAAAGUAGUUGAAUGUGAGAUGGCCUGAGCAUGGUUUAUGCAGAUGAUACAUGAAUGUGGAUUGCUUCCCCAAAGAGAGAGAACGAGAGAGACUUGUGAAGACAGAUAGACUAAAGGAAGUUUUUGUAUGUGUACAAGAAAGUGAUAUUUGGCAUACUGUAGGCCUGACAAGCCAACAGCUGUUUGAAAUAAAAUCUAAAUGCAGGCCAACUGAAUGUUCUGUGUCCAUUUGUGUUGAGGCAAUCAUCAAAUGCCUUAAUUCAGCUAUGUAUGCCUACCUAUUCAAUGAUCUUCAAAGCAGAUACAGAUACAGUCAGUGGUCUAAGGUUGAAUGGCCUUAAAGAAAAGAAAAUUAUGUAAUACUUGAAAAGUAAAUAUAUAUCAAAAUCUAAAUAUAUAUAAAUAUAUAUCAAUAUCAAAACCCUUCAAGGUUUUAUAGGCACCAAUUCAUCAUGCAUUUAUAUUAAAAUGAAUACACAAAGUAAUCCUUUAUGCAUACUAAAUGCCUAAAGAGUAUAACUUAAAGACGACAUGGUUGAAUUUAACCUUCAAAUGUGUCAUGCAUGUUCUCCCACAAAGUUUACCGUUGGAAGAUAUAUCACAACCAAUAACCGAGAGUUCAAUGGUGAUCAAAUAGAUUUACGACAAGAGGCUUGCAGAGAGCCUCGGCAUCCACAAGGCUGCAAGCUUAGCUUUCUGGUGUCACAGAGACCGCCAGCCAGCCCCAGGGACCUAAGUUUAUCCCCGACAGUUUGCUGGUUUGUUUACGCCGUUGCUAUGGUCACGGCAAGACUGGCAGACACUGGUUUGCCCCCAGCUGCUCUCGGUGGUUUCUGAAGAAUCUACAUUAGGACCCAGUUGUUGCGCUCGAAUGCCAAAGGGCGGCUCUGAUGUCACAACUGGGACGAGAACAGAUUUGAUUGAUUGGCUAACCUGCUGUGACAAUUCAGCUAUGGGCUCCUGGUCUUUAUUUAUAUCCAAUGAAUUUAAACUGAAUAUUAUAAUAGUACCAAAAUAAAGGAUAACUUAAGAAGAGAUCAUGCAACGGUGAACUUCCACUUCAAUUAAAGCAUAAAUAUGUAUAGGGUAUUACAUUCCAAUUAAUUUAAUUGUAUUUAACUAAAUGGAAGAUUACAGUUUAGUUGUUAGUUAAUCUAUCCUUUAUUAUAUUGAGUAUAUAUUACACAGUGUGUGUGUGUGUGUGUGUGUGUGUGUGUGUGUGUGUGUGUGUUUGGUAUACAUACACAAACAAUAUAUAAUAACUGGUAAUAAAUGCAUGUAAAUCUGACCAUCUGAAUUAUGAUUUUUUUGUCAAAACAAAGGUUUUAUAUUUUUUGGUAGACUUUUAUUGCCAGCCAUUUACAAAUCUAACAAACCAAUCUCAAGACAAAGAGUUCAAGAAAUAGUUGCAAUAUGUCUUCAAUUUAAUAUAUUUAUCACAUAUUAGACAUAUUUAAGUGUUGAUAGAUGAUCAUCCAUUACAAUAGCUGUUGAUUUUUUAAUUCUACCAAUUACUGUGCCACCAUUACGAUUAGUUAGUCCUUCAAACAUUACACACAAUUAUUUAGGCAGAUUCUUUGAUUUUUUUGUCGUAUGAAGAAGGAUGUCGACGCGGUUUUCAACAAGCCAACAUGGGAUAUUUACAUAGCAGGGGGGGAAUUACAGUAGCACUAUUCACAGUAUGGGGGUACCAAAUAAAAUACACACGCUCACACAUAAACAACCAGCCAUUAUAAAUAGAUGUUCAAAGGGAGCCGUAAAAGAAAAUGCAAAAAUUCCAGAUUUCAAAGCAUAACUCCUUGACCCCGCCUUUAAUAAAAUGCUUUCCGUUUUGUUCCCACUGUGGGGCUGCCGGCUCCGCUGUAAACGACCGCAGGUGACCAGGUAAACAUAUCGGCAUAGGGAAUCUAAUCUAAUGCAAACCAAUCGACUAGUGGUGUUUGGGCUGGCUUAAGUCAAAUUAAGAAAAAAAUAACUUGAAAUAAGGAAUGUAAACAUUGCAUUUUCAGAACACACACACACACACACACACACACACACACACACACACACACACACACACACACACACACACACACACACACACACACACACACACACACACACACACACACACACACACAGUGUGUCCCUGAUCAUCGAUGAAUCUUCAUGCGAAAA
Molecule: messenger RNA, 9126 nt
Organism: Gadus macrocephalus (Pacific cod)
Lineage: Eukaryota; Metazoa; Chordata; Actinopteri; Gadiformes; Gadidae
Exons: 2
Coding region: 78-4448 (1456 amino acids)
Source: RefSeq, a predicted model, not a curated record